AUGCUUUCUAGUUGUGUAUCGACUGACCAGGGUUUCUGCUUCAGGAAACCCUGGAGGGAGAGGUUUUUCAGAUGUUUCAGGCGGUUCAGUGCUCAGCCUGGAUGCCUCUGGUCCUUUAUCAGGAGGGCACCGAAGGGCUCCUCACGGCACUGCAGACAGGAGCCGGUCCUCGGAGCCCCCUGCUCCACAUCCCUGCACGAGGGGCAGGAGCCCCACACCAGCGACAGAGCCCAGGGAGGGCGCAGGGGGGAAAGUGUGUCUGCAGGGGACAGGAAUGAGACCUGCAGGGUGUGGAGCGUCCAGAGACGCAGACUGGAGACGUUGGUGGGCAAUCUGGUGCCUGCCUUCCUGGGCUGUGACCCCUCCUACCUCUCCACAUUCCUGGCCACCUACAGGGCUUUUGGUACCCCCCAGCAAGUGCUGGACCUUCUCUUCACGAGGUACGGAUGCAUCCUCCCUUACUGCGAUGAGGAUGGUGGACCCCUGCACCAGCUGAAAAUGGCCAUGGCCUCCAUCCUGGGCACCUGGCUGCAGGUUUACCCUGAGGACUUCCUGCAGUCCCCAGACCGUCCCUGCCUGAAGAUGCUCCUCGCUUACGUAGAGCUCAGCAUGCCCGACUCGGACCUGGAGCAGCGAGCCCGCCAUCUCCUGGCGCAGCUGGAAACCCUGGAGCCCACUGAGGCAGAGGGGCACGCACCCGCUGGAGAAGCAGCUCUGGAAACAUCCCCAGACCUAGAGCCAACAGCACCCCUACUACCUGCCACAGCUCCACAGUCAGAGCAAGCUCAAAGCCCAGCUCCCAUUCAAGUUCAAGGACUGCAUCAAAUAAACACGCCGGCUCCAAACCCAGUGCCGCAGCGUGCUCAUGCCGUGGCUCUCCCUUAG
Molecule: messenger RNA, 885 nt
Organism: Rangifer tarandus platyrhynchus (Svalbard reindeer)
Lineage: Eukaryota; Metazoa; Chordata; Mammalia; Artiodactyla; Cervidae
Source: the annotation of a GenBank genome assembly